AAACAAUAUGGCGGUCGAAAGUGAAUUAGUUUUAAAAUAUUUUACAAAAUGACGGCUUUAAAAAACUGCAGCGCUGAACUACGGAACUACCUGUUUGACUACAAGCUCCCAGAAGUCUUUGAGGUAUUAUAUUUCUGGUUUCGUUGUGGAAAUUGUUUAUUUUUUGCGGUUAAUUAAUGGCCAUUUGUUGAACUUUUAAUAUUCUAGGCAUUGCUAACAGGCCUUGCUAUCGAGUGUCCGUCUGAUGCCUGUGAAUUUGUUGUGGAUAAACUUUCAUUGCUAAAUAGUAAUCCCGACGCAUUGGAAAGCUUACAAUGGUAUGAUAAAAGGUUUUGUAUUCAAUAGUUGUGCAUUUCUCGACUGUUAAUUUAGAAAUUUGACACUUUAUUUAUCAAUACCAAAUUUUAGGGAUUCAUUUGUAAGUGCAGAAAACAUGCCAAAAGACCAUUUGUUAAGGCGAGAAGUUUUGUGGUGUUAUGAAGAUGAAAAUUCACAGGUGCUGAAAAAUUGAUGAAACUUUUUAUAAACAAUAGACUUCUAUACCAUAUUGUUUACAAUUAAGAAUAAACAGAUUUACAGUCACUUGCGCUUUCUCCCUAUUUGCUAGCCACAGAAUUAAUUUAUUCAUGAGGCACACACACAAAAAGUUUAUGAGGUGUGCAGCCCAUGUGACAGACAAGCAUAUUGCCUGAAUAUCCACAUUUUGUUAUAAAAUUUUAAAUAGCUGGAGUCAAUCAGUAAAUUAAUUUACAGUCCAUGAUAAAGUACUGUAGUUCAAAUUAACAGAGGCGCCAGAAUAUCGAUAAUUGGGGGGCAGAUAUUCAUAUAUUUGUGUUCUGCCCAAUUAAUUUCUUUUGAAAUCGAUUGUUUUUACAAUCUGUGAACACGAAUAUAUGAAUAGGUAAGUAAACAGGGAUCCCUGAAUAUCCAUGUCUUUUGUGUGUACGCAGUAUGUACCUAUUUUUAUCCUGUGUACGCGAUGAGUAUCUAUUUUUUACUAAUGAUAACAUAUAAUAUUUGCUAUAUACAUGUAUUAUAUAUUUGAUUUUCAGCCAACACCAGAGAUGUACCUACGAGCAUACAGCUUGUAUAAUUACAAACUAAAGCUCAUGUGUCUACAGUAAGUCAAGUCAUCAGCUUGUGUUUAUUUGCACUUAAUAGAUCUUUAUCACCAUAUUUAACCAUAAUACCACAUUUAAUACCAUAGCAUUUCACACUUUACCAUGGAGUACUAUACUAUACCAUACUGUACCAUACCAUAACAUAUUCUGCACCAUACUGUACCAUCCCAGACUGUACAAUACCAUACUGCAUCAUACCAUACUGUACCAUACCAUACUGUACCAUACCAUACUGCACCAUACUAUACCAUACCAGGCUGUACAAUACCAUACAGCAGCAUACCAUACUGUACCAUCCCAGACUGUACCAUACCACACUGCAUCAUACCAUACUGUACCAUACCAUACUGCAUCAUACCAUACUGUACCAUACCAGACUGUAGAAUACCAUACAGCAUCAUACCAUACUGUACCAUCCCAGACUGUACAAUACCAUACUGCAUCAUACCAUGCUGUACCAUAUGCAAUACUGUACCAUACUAUGCUGUACCACAUACCAUACUGUACCAUAUACCAUAAUGUACAAUACCAUACUGCAGUAUAUCAUACCAUACUGUUCCAUAUGCAAUAUUGUACCAUACUAAACUGUAUCAUAUACCACACUGUACCAUAUACCAUAAUGUACAAUACCAUACUGCAUCAUACCAUACCAUACCAUACCAUACCAUACCAUACAAUAUAUCACACCAUAUUGUACCAUUAUACCACAUUGCACCAUACAAUACACUGUACCAUACCAUACCAUACUGUGCCAUUCCUUACCAUAUUGUACCAUUAAGUCCAUACUUAAAGUCAUAGUAUAUGUACUAUGCUGGCACUAUCUCACCUAUACACAAUGCUAAGCAACUUCCACUUCAAUCUACAUGACAUAAAUUAAUGUGUUUUCAGAGGGUGGAUAAAAUUUCAUGCAAUGAAAAAAGAAAAGAAGAAAAAUUUACUGAUAGGAUUAAACAAUGCUCGAAGUUAUCAUAAAAGAAGAAAACUGAGAGUUUUCUUUAUGGCGUAUUAUGUAUCCUUUAACUAAUAUUCCUUGAGUUAUGAAUUUUCACUGAGCUAACACUGAUGACAAAAACUACAAGAACAAUAUUCGGUUGAAGUUGUUGAACCAUUGAAAAUUUAGAAACUGGAAAGCUGAGUACACUUUCAGAGCCUGAAAUAACGGUUGGAGGUCGAACAUUUUCCGACCAAGUUAUACCGAGUGUCAAAUCUGAUUUUGGUCGGACAUUUUCUGGGCAAAUUUUGAACGUCAUUUCCGAGUUUAGGCUUGAUUAGGUUUACUUAACACUUUUUUUGUUUUCAUCGCCGUACAUAAUUCAGUCGUUAACUAUUGCGAACGCACUUCUUGAAAUCAUGAAGGCAGAAUCUUUACAGAUCGAACGUUUCACGAAAGAAGUUUUGUUGCCGCCACACUCAGUGCACAGGCGUUUAUUUCUCCUUGACACUAAUGUAACAGAACUGGUAUAGUGAUUUAAAGAGUUUGCAAAAAG
Messenger RNA from Paramuricea clavata, 2608 nucleotides. Lineage: Eukaryota; Metazoa; Cnidaria; Anthozoa; Malacalcyonacea; Plexauridae. The record is from the annotation of a GenBank genome assembly.